AUGUGCAACGAGCAGGUCCACGCGUUCCUGAAGGCGCUCCCCAAGUGCGAGCAGCACAUCCACUUGGAGGGCGCGCUGACGCCCGAGGUGCUGUUUGCCCUCGCCAAGAGCAACAGCAUCGCCCUCCCGAGCGACGACCCCGCAUUUGCCUCUCCGCAAGCUCUCCUUGCCCGCUAUGAACGUUUCACCUCCCUUGACGACUUCCUGCACUACUAUUACAUUGGCAUGUCCGUUUUGAUCCACGCCUCGGACUUCGAGGCGCUGGCCUGGGACUACUUCCAGCAUGCCGCCGCCGAUGGCGUGGCGCAUGCCGAAGUCUUCUUCGACCCGCAGGCGCAUACUUCCCGCGGCAUCUCGUACGAUACGGUUUUGCAGGGCUUCAGCGCCGCCCGCGAUCGCGCCACGCGCGAGCUCGGCAUCUCAACCGAGCUGAUCUGCUGCUUCCUGCGCCACCUCCCGCCGCAGGAUUGCCUCGACACGUUCGAGCACGAGCAGGUGCAGGCUAGCUACAUUGGCGGCAAGAUUGCGGGUAUCGGUCUGGACUCGUCCGAGGCGCCCUUCCCGCCGCAGCUGUUCGAGGAGCUGUACUCGCGCGCCGGCAAGCUGGGUCUGAAGCGCACCGCCCACGCCGGCGAAGAGGGCCCCGCCGGCUUCAUCCAGGACUCGCUCGACCUGCUGGGCGUGCAGCGCAUCGACCACGGCCGCCGCCUGACCGAGGACCCCGCACUGAUGAAGCGCAUCGCCGAGCAGAAGAUCCUGCUGACGACGUGCCCGCUGAGCAACGUCGUGCUGCGCGGUAUCAAGGAGGUCGCCGAGAUGCCGAUCCGUCAGUUCAUCGACGCCGGCGUGCGCUUCAGCAUCAACAGUGACGAUCCCGCUUACUUUGGUGGUUACAUCCUCGAUAACUACGUGGCCGUGCAAAAGGCCUUUAACUUGUCCGUUAAUGACUGGGACUGGAUUUGCAGGGGCGCCAUCGAGGGCAGUUGGUGCCAGCAGGAGCGCAAGGAUGAACUGCUGAAGGCGCUGGACGCUGUGAUCAGCGAGUACAAGGGGAAGCUGAGUGCCUAA
This is a messenger RNA of Lasiodiplodia theobromae, 1068 nucleotides long. RefSeq names its product Adenosine deaminase. Bases 1 to 1068 code for a protein of 355 amino acids. Gene Ontology annotation, biological process: purine ribonucleoside monophosphate biosynthetic process; adenine catabolic process; hypoxanthine salvage. Gene Ontology annotation, molecular function: adenine deaminase activity. Gene Ontology annotation, cellular component: cytosol; nucleus. The transcript has 2 exons. NCBI's taxonomy places the organism in Eukaryota, Fungi, Ascomycota, Dothideomycetes, Botryosphaeriales, Botryosphaeriaceae. The record is from RefSeq and is a predicted model, not a curated record.